CUUAAAAUAGUGCAAUAUUGAUUUCAAAAUUCUUUAUAUUACAAAACAGGAGUCGUAGUUUAUUCGUUGUUUGUAAAAGAAAGAUUAUACAAAAUGUCUCUGUAUCCAACUCUUGAGGAUAUGAAGGUGGAUCACAUGAUGAAGGCUCAACUGCAAGUAGAGUCACAAUAUAAUGUUUUCCCUGUGUUACAAGAACAAAAUGUACCAUCUGCGCCCCCAUAUAAUCCAUCUACUAUAUUAUAUCCUCAAUUAGGAGAUUACAUGGGAUUGGAACUUACAGAAGAAGUAAUUGCACAAAAUAUGCCUGAAUACUCCCUUGUGAACCGUACAAGUAUGACAGUUAGCAUACCUGCAACGUCAGGACCAUUAGCAGGCAUGGUUGCACCAUUAUCUGGCCAAUCUUUAGGAUUACAAAGAGCACAGGUUACAAAUGGCAUACGGGAGUUAAUAUUAUGCAAAGACAAAGAUGGUAAAAUCGGUUUGAGAGUACAUGCUGUAAACAAUGGUAUUUUUGUAUGCCUUGUGAAUCAAAAUUCGCCAGCUGCUCUCGCUGGUUUACGAUUCGGCGAUCAAAUUUUAAGUAUUAACGACGUUUCCGUCGCGGGAUGCACAAUGGAACAAGUUCACAAAAUGUUGCGAAAUGCAGACAUUAACGGCAUCAGAGUAGUAAUACGCGAUAGACCAUUCGAACGCACAAUAACUAUGCACAAAGACAGCUCAGGAUAUAUCGGAUUUCAGUUUAAAAACGGAAAGAUAAUUGCCCUAGUAAAAGAUUCUUCAGCUGCUCGGAAUGGACUGUUAACGGAUCACCAGUUAUUAGAAAUCAAUGGAAAGAAUGUUAUUGGGCUAAAAGAUAAGGAAAUUACGACGGAGAUUGAAAAUGGCGGAAAUAUUAUCACCGUAACGAUUGUUCCAUCGUAUAUUUACGAACACAUGGUUAAGAAAAUGAAUACGGGUUUAUUGAAAACGUUCAUGGAUCAUUCAGUUCCAGACGUUUAAGUUGAAAUAUGUAAGUGUAUUUGAACUGAUUGAAGAGAUUCUCAACUUCUACCAUGUAUUUUAAGAUUCUGAAAAUUUGCAUUUGAUAUCUUACUAUUUUAAUAAUAGAAAAAUUACUCUACAGUAGCCGUAAGUGUUGUUCAGUUGUUCAAAUAUUCAUCAGAUAACUUUAGAACGAGUAUAAACUAUUUUUUUAUGGAAGAAAUUAAUAAGAAUAGUUGAGGUCUCAAAUUUUCCGCAUACGUUUAUGCAUUUAUUUUCUAAUAUGCACAAAUAUCCAUGACCCAUCGAUAUUGAAUAUUUAUCAAUAUAUUAUAG
Dufourea novaeangliae is the source of this 1317-nucleotide messenger RNA. RefSeq names its product syntenin-1-like. Gene Ontology annotation, molecular function: protein binding. NCBI's taxonomy places the organism in Eukaryota, Metazoa, Arthropoda, Insecta, Hymenoptera, Halictidae. Gene Ontology annotation, cellular component: cytoplasm; plasma membrane. The transcript has 8 exons. The coding region runs from base 94 to 999 and encodes 301 amino acids. The record is from RefSeq and is a predicted model, not a curated record.